Messenger RNA from Cololabis saira (Pacific saury), 3094 nucleotides. It is a transcript of the gene znf367, whose product is annotated as zinc finger protein 367. The coding region runs from base 305 to 1249 and encodes 314 amino acids. Gene Ontology annotation, biological process: central nervous system development; regulation of transcription by RNA polymerase II. NCBI's taxonomy places the organism in Eukaryota, Metazoa, Chordata, Actinopteri, Beloniformes, Belonidae. The transcript is spliced from 5 exons. The record is from RefSeq and is a predicted model, not a curated record. Gene Ontology annotation, cellular component: nucleus. Gene Ontology annotation, molecular function: DNA-binding transcription factor activity, RNA polymerase II-specific; RNA polymerase II cis-regulatory region sequence-specific DNA binding.
GGGACGAGUGUCCUGCGGCUGCACAGGUCAGUUCAGACGACCCGUUGAGAAAGAACCGCCACAGUCCUUUACACAGGUAACUUACAGUGAAGGGCGGAUUAUUAUUUUACUUCCUCUUUGGAAAUGAAGGAUAUAUUCACCCCGGAUUGAAAGGGCGCGUUUUUUCUAGUUGUUCUUGUUGUUUUUAAUAAAACAACUGUUUGCAGUUUUUUUUUUUAAACAGCUAAUCUUAAAGCUUUUUUUUUUUUUUUAUUAAUUCAUGUUUUUGCUUUCGUGAGACUGCAUAUGCGUAAUUUUUUUAACGAUGGCCGACAACAAGCACCCGCAUGUUAUUUUCUGCGACGACUCGCCCAAGAGAGUGCUGGUGUCCGUGAUCAAGACCACCCCGAUCAAGCCCCGCAAAGCCGAGGCCCUGAUGCCCACCAGCCCCGGCUUCAGCGACUUCAUGGUGUACCCCUGGAAGUGGGGCGAGAACGCCCACAACGUGAGCCUGAGCCCGGGCUCGGGCAGCGAGUGCGCCGGCGCCGCCGCCCCGGCGGCCGGGGAGCAGGACCCCGCUCAGUCCCCCGAGCACGGCAAGGAUGGCAUCCGCAGAGGGCGGCCACGAGCAGACACGGUCCGGGAGUUGAUAAGCGAGGGCGAGACGUCAUCCAGCAGGAUCCGCUGCAACAUCUGCAACCGAGUGUUCCCCAGAGAGAAGUCCCUGCAGGCUCAUAAGAGGACACACACAGGAGAAAGGCCAUAUCUGUGUGACUACCCGAACUGUGGGAAGGCGUUUGUCCAGAGUGGUCAGCUGAAGACCCACCAGCGGCUUCACACUGGGGAAAAGCCCUUUGUCUGCUCGGAGAAAGGAUGUGGCAGCCGGUUCACACACGCCAACCGUCAUUGCCCGAAGCAUCCUUACUCCCGUCUGAACAGGGAAGAACCAAAGGCGAGUCCUGGAAAGGCUGAGUCUGUGGAUAACAAGGCAGUGGCAGAGUGGCUGGCAAAGUACUGGCGAACCCGUGAGCAGCGUGUGCCUACAUCCACCAAGGUGAAGCCACAGGGCAAAGGGAGCGAAGAGGACCAAGAGCAGCAGGAUCCCAUGGAGUUCCUCCAGUCUGACGAGGAGAACGGGGAAGACGAGGAAACCCCGGAGGAGGAGAAAGGCAACCAGGGCGGAGCGGCCAAGCGCCGCCUCCAGGAGCAACGGGAGCGUCUCCAUGGUGCUCUGGCCCUCAUUGAGCUGGCCAACAAUCUCUCUGCCUGAGCGCCUACCUACAUCCUCCCUGUGGACUCCUAUCCUCUACCUUUAUAUACCUUUACAUCGCCAAUCCGCCUUCCUGCAGUACGUGCUGUAGCUUAAAAAAGAAUGUUUGUAAACGCAGAUCAACGACUAGUUUAGUAUGCUCUUUAAAGUUGGGACAUCAGACUUGGAGAACGGAACCGAAUUGGCCUGAGAUCAGUGUUACGCACAGAAUCAUCUUAUUAACCCCCACAGCACCAGGAAGGCACAAGCUAAAGCACCUUAUUGAGCUUUCAUUUUAUCCUUUUAGGCUGCUAUAAUUAUAGGUUUGACAACAUGAAGAAUGUCUCUUUUUUUCUUGUCUUCUAAAGACAAAAAAAGAAUACCUAUCAAGUUUAUAAUUUGUUUUGUUUGCACUUUGGUAACGAGUUUUUUUUUUUUUUUUUAAAGUGUAUUGUGAGUGCAGGAAGAGUGUGUAUGACUGAUGUAUAUGUGGAUUACGCUCAGAUGGACAGAAUGAAACAGGGUGUGUUCAAACAUAGGAAAUGUUAAAUUUGCAUUCCAGCCGUCGAAUGACCUCGCACUCUUUCCCAUUCAUCUCCGGCGGGAUCGGCAGAACUUUCUUAUCCAUCACAAAAUCUGCCUCCCGUUGACAGCGGUGGUUGUAGACAUGGACUGACAGUCGAAGUGAAAUAGUUUCACCCCCACUGGUACUGCUCGAUUUAAGAGGCAAGCAAAAGAGUGGCCACGUGUCAUGUAUUCAAGUUUUUUUGUUUUUUUUUCUUUUUGAAAUAUACCGAUGAGAGGUGAUCAUUGCAAGCCUAAUCCACAGGUCUGAUAGCAGACCGACCAUCCAACCAGUACUGCCUUCUGGACUGAAACAUUCACAUCCUCAAAGUGUUUACAGGCCCGUUACCUUGUUGCAUGCGAGACUUGUAGGCAAAACAACCAAGCAAACUGAUUUCCAACCUGGUUGAGGUUUACAAGGGAUGUUAAGUCAUCUUUUAUAUUAAAAGGUGACAGACCAGAUUUGACACUGACAUUGUAUCACCGGUGUGUGGCAACUCAUUUCAUUCAUGUUUUUUAAUAAUAAGAUAUUUAUUUCUGCUGGCUGACAUGUUCUUUUGUGUAGUGCUCAAACAUUUUAUAAAAGGGAAAUAUUUUUAUAAACAAUCCCAAGUAAGAAAUUCAGAAUUUUUUCCACUUAAGUUAAAACAAAACUUUAAGCACUUGCACCCCCUCCAUUAAAUCUUGGAUUAAGCUUGCAAUGCAGUAAAGAUUGGAUUUAUUGCAUGUGUCCAGGAAAUAUGGCACCUGUUUUGAUAAACUGAUUUGUGUGGUGCUGGGUGUCUCCCUCCCCCUCCCCGGUAUUUUGUUAGGCAACACUACUUUUAACACUGUACAAAGCAUCUAACAGCUGCCCUGCCUCUGGUUGUUUCGGGGAAAACCUGCACUUGCUGUGUUAGAAUCUGAUUUUUAAUUGCCCUUAAGUUAAGAUGAAACUGGAAGUCACAAGAUAAUGUUUAUAAUCAAAUAAAAAAAAGCCAAAAUAUAGAAUGUGCCCAGUUAUAUUCUAUCUGAAAAUAUGUAAAUCCCAUAGUCUGUUUUGUGAUUUGAGAAAAAAUUAUGGCAUUUAAUAUAUAAUUGUAGUGUUUGUUAGAACAUGGAGUGUUCACAGAGAGCUUUGACAUUUUAAUUUUAGUUUCAGUUUUUUUUUUGCCUUUGCUAACAUCUUCCAGCAUUUUUCAUGUUUGUUAUAGUGAUUGUGCUUGCUGGUAGACAUUUUAUUACACAUUUACCAAUAAGUUUCUCUGACAAAGACUGUCCACACUGAUAUAUCAUUGUUGAUCUCCAAUAAACAUUCACAGA